Nerophis ophidion (straightnose pipefish) is the source of this 5044-nucleotide messenger RNA. RefSeq names its product ATPase sarcoplasmic/endoplasmic reticulum Ca2+ transporting 3 (gene atp2a3). Bases 201 to 3215 code for a protein of 1004 amino acids. Gene Ontology annotation, molecular function: ATP binding; P-type calcium transporter activity; ATP hydrolysis activity. The transcript is spliced from 21 exons. The record is from RefSeq and is a predicted model, not a curated record. Gene Ontology annotation, biological process: calcium ion transmembrane transport; intracellular calcium ion homeostasis. Gene Ontology annotation, cellular component: membrane. NCBI's taxonomy places the organism in Eukaryota, Metazoa, Chordata, Actinopteri, Syngnathiformes, Syngnathidae.
ACCCACGCGCACACGCACACACACACGCGCGCGCACGCAUACACGCGGUCGACGUAAGAAUGAAUUGAACAGUUUGUGUUUUCUUCAGUGCGGAAUUGUUUGUCGUUGAGACGGCAAGAGAACAGGUGAUUUUUCACGACGACAUUCUGAUAAACGUUCUUAAUGUUCUACUUCGACGUCUAGAAUCAUUGAACAAAAAGAUGGAAAAUGCUCACAUGAAAUCCACCUGGGAAGUUUUAGACUUCUUCGGUGUGAAUGAAAACACUGGACUGACUCCGGAACAAGCCAAAGUGCAUUUGGACAAAUAUGGACCAAAUGAGCUCCCAGCUGAAGAAGGAAAGUCUCUGUGGGAGUUGGUGGUGGAGCAGUUUGAAAACCUUCUCGUCAGGAUCCUGCUUUUUGCUGCCUGUAUCUCCUUUGUGUUGGCUCUGUUUGAGGAGGGUGAGGAGACGGUUACCGCCUUUGUUGAGCCUGUCGUUAUCCUCCUUAUCCUCAUUGCUAACGCCGUCAUCGGUGUCUGGCAGGAGCGGAAUGCAGAGAACGCUAUUGAGGCUCUGAAAGAAUAUGAACCAGAAAUGGGAAAAGUGUACCGCAUGAACCGUAAGGCAGUGCAGCGAAUCAAAGCCAGGGACAUUGUACCAGGAGAUAUAGUUGAGGUAGCAGUUGGUGACAAGGUUCCUGCAGACAUCAGGUUGACAACCAUCAAGUCCACCACCUUACGAGUGGACCAGUCCAUCCUGACAGGGGAGUCUGUGUCCAUCAUCAAACACACUGACCCAGUUCCUGACCCCAGAGCUGUCAAUCAAGACAAGAAAAACAUGCUGUUUUCUGGCACCAACAUCGCCGCUGGUCGUGCUACAGGCGUCGUCGUGGCGACCAGUGUUGCCACCGAAAUUGGCAAAAUCCGCAAUCAGAUGGCGGCGACCGAGCAAGAAAAGACGCCGCUGCAGCAGAAGCUGGAUGAGUUUAGCCAGCAGCUCUCCAAAGUCAUCUCUCUGAUCUGCGUGGCUGUGUGGAUGAUCAACAUCGGUCACUUUGGAGACCCUGUCCAUGGAGGCUCCUGGGUGCGUGGGGCUAUCUACUACUUUAAGAUAGCAGUGGCCUUGGCUGUGGCGGCCAUCCCUGAGGGUCUACCGGCUGUCAUCACCACCUGUCUUGCCCUCGGGACACGGCGCAUGGCCAGGAAGAAUGCCAUUGUGCGAAGUCUGCCGUCAGUGGAGACACUUGGCUGCACUUCUGUUAUUUGCUCUGACAAGACAGGAACUCUAACCACCAACCAAAUGUCUGUUUGCAGGAUGUUCAUUGCCGACAAAGUGCAGGAUUCAAACUGCACCUUACACGAGUUCUCCAUAACUGGAUCCACGUAUGCUCCUGAAGGCCAAAUAUUGAAAGGAGACAAGUCAGUCCAUUGUGGAGACUAUGAUGGACUUUUGGAGUUGGCCACUGUGUGUUCAAUGUGCAAUGACUCCUCACUGGAUUACAAUAAGGACAAAGGUGUGUAUGAGAAAGUAGGAGAAGCCACAGAAACUGCUCUAACAACCUUGGUUGAAAAGAUGAACGUCUUCAGAACUGAUUUGUCAGGACUCAGCAAGGUGGAGCGUGCUGGGGCUUGCAAUUUGGUUAUCAAGCAGCUAAUGAAAAAAGAGUUCACCUUGGAGUUCUCUCGUGACCGCAAGUCCAUGUCAGUGUACUGCACGUCAGUCAAAGCAGGCUCAGGGAGCAAGAUGUUCAUUAAGGGUGCUCCAGAAAGCGUGCUCGAACGUUGUCAAUACCUGCGGGUGGGAACUGGGAAGGUGGCACUGACAUCAGCCUUACGUGACCAGCUCCUAUUGAAGGUCCGUGAGUGGAGCACGGGGCGGGACACCCUGCGCUGCCUGGCCUUGGCCACACAUGACAACCCACCACUUAAAGAACAAAUGGCCUUGGAGAAUUCCAGCAAGUUUAUAGAGUAUGAGCUGGGCCUCACAUUCAUUGGCUGUGUGGGUAUGCUAGACCCACCCAGGAAGGAGGUCACAGGCUCGGUGAAACUGUGCAACAAGGCAGGUAUCCGUGUCAUCAUGAUCACAGGGGACAACAAAGGUACAGCGGUGGCCAUCUGCAGACGCAUCGGCAUCUUUGGUGAGGAGGAGGACGUGAAAGGGAAGGCCUACACCGGCCGCGAGUUUGAUGAUCUCUCAGCAGAUGCCCAGAAAGAAGCCGUUAAACAUGCAAGAUGUUUUGCACGUGUGGAACCAGCUCACAAGUCAAAGAUUGUGGGAUACCUGCAGUCCUUCGAUGAAAUUACUGCCAUGACUGGAGAUGGUGUGAAUGACGCCCCCGCCCUGAAAAAAGCGGAAAUCGGCAUCGCCAUGGGCUCUGGCACAGCAGUGGCCAAAUCGGCAUCAGAGAUGAUUCUUUCUGAUGAUAACUUCUCCACCAUUGUGUCUGCUGUGGAGGAGGGCAGAGCCAUAUACAACAACAUGAAGCAGUUCAUCAGAUAUCUGAUCUCUUCCAACGUGGGGGAGGUGGUAUGCAUCUUCCUGACGGCCAUCCUGGGUCUCCCAGAGGCCCUCAUACCUGUCCAGUUGUUGUGGGUCAACCUGGUGACCGAUGGCUUGCCUGCCACUGCCCUGGGCUUCAACCCUCCAGAUUUGGACAUUAUGGAUAAACCUCCACGUAAUCCAAAAGAACCUCUCAUCUCGGGGUGGCUUUUCCUCCGCUACCUGGCCGUUGGAGGAUACGUGGGUUUUGGAACAGUGACUGCUGCCACAUGGUGGUACCUGUUUGAUGACCAGGGGCCACAGGUGUCCUUCUAUCAACUGAGACACUUCAUGCAGUGCACUGAGGACAACCCAGUGUUCAAAGGCAUAGAUUGUGACGUCUUUGAAUCCCGCUAUCCCACCACCAUGGCCUUGUCUGUGCUUGUCACCAUCGAAAUGUUUAAUGCCCUCAACAGUUUGUCAGAGAACCAGUCCCUGGUCAGAAUGCCUCCCUGGAUCAACAUUUGGCUGUUGGGAGCGAUUGUCCUUUCUCUUUCCCUGCACUUCCUAAUCCUUUAUGUUGAUCCUCUGCCACUGAUCUUCCAAGUGACCCCACUAUGUUGGUAUCAGUGGGUUGUGGUCCUGAAGAUUUCCAUCCCAGUCAUUCUUCUUGAUGAAGCGUUGAAGUAUAUUUCCCGACACAAUCUUGAUGGUGAUGAUGACAAAAAGUACCGCAGAAGACGGCAGAACAACUGAAAAAGGAAUCCCACUCAAACCCCCCCUGCCCACAAGCCCCAUACCUUUACAAGCGAUGCGCCACAUCUUUAAAAUAGAUCAGCAAGAAAGAGAAGAGUAAGAAAAGAUUUUGGGGAUUGUGUGUGUGCUUGCGUGCGGUGGUGGUCGGUUGGGCAGAGCGGGGCGGGUGCUGUGAGCACAAUUAUUUAAGUGCGAUUGCAUAAUGUGCUGAUACAACCUGAGCUUCAGCUAUUUCCAUUUGACGAGUGUGAUCCCACUUCUGACACCAAGCAUCAUCAUCAUCACGCUUCGUCUUUUCUCUUGCCACAAAACAAUUUCAUGCAAAACUGAAUGAUCUUUUGGUGCUGAAAUGGACCUACUUAAAGUUCAAAUCUUUAAUUUAAUUUGAUAUAUUUACAGAUACACUGUGGCCACAUAUACUGUACACAAAAUAUAUACAUGAUAAAAAAAGGGCUAAAUUUGCCAGUGAUUAUUCUUAUUUAAUAUUUAUGUACUGAUCAUACACCACAGCUGGGUACAACAAACAUUCAUACUGUAUAUACAGUAUGUAUAUGCUACUUUCAUACAGUUUAUACAGUAUGUACCAUAAUAUACAUUUCCGGACUCACAGAUUGCAAAAAAAACCCUAAAAACAAUAACUAAAUAUAACAUUUGGAUUGUAAUUUAAUGACAAUAUGAGUAUUUGUUUUCUCCCAUGAAAACUUCAAUCAGUGAUGACAGAUUAAUUUCAAAUCACAAUAUUUGUUGUUCAUAACGACUGAAGGAUUGGCAAGCAGGUUGUCUCAGAAGGCACACGAUAAAGUUAAGUUUAAUAUGAAUAUUUCAUCUAUUUGUAUGUAUGAAUAAUUGUAACUCAGAAAGUUUUAGACCCAAGUUUGAAUUUCUUGCGAUUUAGUACUUUGAUUUCUUGCUCUGUUGCUUUCUAAGUGUUUUAAAAAAUCAUAUUUGACAGUAAACUGAUACAAUGAAUUGUGUUAUUGUAAAUGAAUAUUUUACUGUAAAAUAUGUGACAGUACAUAAUUGUACAGUAAAAUAUUUUAUCAGCGAAAUAUGUUACAGUAAGAUUAUGUUACAGUAAAAUAUGACAAAAUAUUUCACACUAAAUUCAUGAAUUGGACUCAAACAUGUCUGAAGUAUUUUUGUUUUUUUGGUUAUUUUUUUGUCUGCUUUCUUAGCGAUUCCAUUUUUUGUAUGAGUUAAGUUAAAAACAUUGUCAAGGACUAAAAAAAAAAUUUAAAAUUUUAACGCUCCAGCUGCAAGAAAAAAUGAAAUGAAGUUUUCCUUUCCUGGUUGUCAAUAUCAUCAUUGAUGUAUGAAAAUUCUUUACUACUGAACAUGCAAUACUGUACAAAAGAUGAAUAUAUGAUUGCAUGAAAUAAUAUUUAUGUAAUAUUACUGUUACAACCCCAAUAGAGUUUUUUUCUUUUUCCUUUUAGCACGUUUUGACCUUUUUGUAGAUUAUUAAUUUGUGUUUGGUUUUCUGGGUUUUUGUGGCAAGAAUAUGAGGCAAGGAAUAUCAUUAAUAUCUGCACUCAUGCAUUCUGGCUGAUGAAGUUUUUUUUUAAAGGAAAUUUAAUUGGAGGCUUUCAAUCACACUGCCCUUGUGGUAUUUUUGGCAUUAUAAUAUAUAUAUGAAUAUUUCCCGAGUUCAUAUCAAUAACACCACUACCAACGAGGGUCUCGAGGUUGUAUUGUCUCUAGAGCUUGACAAAAAACAUCUGUGAAAAAUAAUAUUUUCUUGUUAAUAUUAUUUUGCUUAGUGUCAAGUUUGGACAGCAUUUUAUAAAUGAUAAUGACAUGGAAAUAAAGAUUAUUUAUCUUGUUAUUUA